GCGCAAAUGCUAUUCACGGAUUGGCUUGGCGCCAUGGCUUGGGGACACUGUUUCGCAGAAAAGCAUCCGCAGGAAGGGUGCAUCAGUGGAAGCCGCUGAUUGUCGAAUUUCAGCGCCCACCCCUGCGUGAUGGCUCCUUUCCAAUUUCCCACCGCCCUUUGAUUCAAUCGUUGGGCGCGCGGCUCCAUCGACUGCCAUAGGUCGCCCGUCCCUGGUUAUCGCCAAUUUCACCAUUUCCCGCUUCUAGCACAUCGCCCAUUUUCUGGACAAUGCGGCGCUAUGCCAAGAUAAAUAGAACUCCCUUUCCCCAUGACCUCAGCUGCCAUCCCGCCCAUUGCUCUUGGCUGAUCCUCUAGUACUUCACUGCCGCCAUACCAUACCAUGUCUGUCGAUCCAGCACAGCAGCAGCCCAGGAAGAGGAGGAACACCACCGACACCGUCAAACGCACCACGCCCGAGGAUGACCAUCGCCGCAAGCGACGCAACCGUACCACCCAGUCAUGCCUCAACUGCCACACGUCGAAGCGGAUGUGUGAUCGCAAACGUCCAUGCGGCAGGUGCACGCAACUAGGCCUCACGGGUCUCUGCGUCUACGAGGUAGACGACCCCAGCCGAAAGUGCUCUAGUGGCGACUCACAGGACGAGCAGUCUCGCUUGCAGAAACGUGUUGCCGAGCUCGAGAGCGUCAUCCGCGAGCUCAAGAACAAACCACAUCCCCGAUGGGUCUCGGGGGCCGACGCUGUGGAGAAGAUCGAGAAGGUCCUCGGCGAGUCAUCCAAUUCACCGUCCUCAGCGCCCAAGGACACACAGUCAAGCCCUUCGUCACCACGAGCGUCCAUCCAGCCCACGCUACGUACCGGCGAGUGCAGCACACCACACGCAGAUAUGACCAGUCCCUCCCUCCGCCACCCCAACUUCUCUUCACAAAGCUCCCCUUUCAUGAGCGGCUGCUCCACACGGGUGCCCUCGAGCCCCUCCAUCUGCGGCAGCUCACCCAUCGACACGCCAUCCCCAAUGACGCUCUCUCCGAUCGAGCCGCAAAUCAUGUCAGGCGUCAUGCCAGCGGAGUAUGACUUCUCCGCACUAUUCUCCGGCGAGUCCGCAGAGAAGACGGGCCUCGAGGACAGCUUCUUCGGUGACCUCUGGGACCGCCUCAUCCGGCAUGAUGGACCAUGCGACGCGAGCCGCGGCGAGCACUGUGGAUGUCUCAACGACCCCGCAUUGUACAACGUGAUCCUCGAGCUCUCGCUCCGACUGCGCAAGGCUGCAGACCUGCUCAGCCGUUCCCCGAAGCAUGCUAUCGGCUCAGGGACUUGCUGCCUCAUCACCCAGAACAUCGCGGAGCUAGACCGCUUCACAUCGAAUGCGCUGGGGAACAUCAGCACCCCUCCGGACCCUUUUGUGCCAUACGCUGCUGCUUCUCGGGAGCGGCCCACUUUCGCAGCGGGUGCGACAAAUGCGACUUUGCAAUGCAAUGCAUUCGGCUCGGCCCGCCCAAACGCAUCUGUGGCGCCAGCAGCCACAGUCGCACCUCCGCUACAAUCGAUGCGGCCGUGGGAUUACAAGACCGCGUCAUAUCCAAGUCCUCCUUGGGACGAUUCGUUCAUGUCUUGGGUGCCGCAGCCACAGCGGCGUUGACUGCCCGUCGUGCAGCCGCACCUUCCAUUUCUAUGCAGUAUGUUCUGGUAUGCUCGGAUUGGAAUCCAUCUCGUUCUAGAUUAUGAAUAGGCGCAUACAUAGAGGGCUCUUGGUCGUGGCAUGAACACAUUUGCAUCGCAUAACAUCGCAUCGCAUAUACCUAUGUCGUCUCUGUAGAAGCUAGCAGCUGUAGAUAUAUCCAGCACAAGUACUCAGUCGCUCAAUAUGAAACAGAUCACUAUCUAUCGCCCGUGCGACGAACCCC
Molecule: messenger RNA, 1903 nt
Organism: Laetiporus sulphureus 93-53
Lineage: Eukaryota; Fungi; Basidiomycota; Agaricomycetes; Polyporales; Laetiporaceae
Exons: 7
Coding region: 382-1638 (418 amino acids)
Biological process (GO): regulation of DNA-templated transcription
Molecular function (GO): zinc ion binding; DNA-binding transcription factor activity, RNA polymerase II-specific
Source: RefSeq, a predicted model, not a curated record